GUUCCACUUUAAGCUCGCAGUUUUGAGAAAUGAGCGUGGGAGGCGUCUAUCGCCGCAUCCGGGCGUUUCUGGAAGAGAAGAACAUCGGCGUCCUUGCUGAAUAUGUCCACGAGCCCUCAUACACAAGUAUGUGUGUAUGCCUGUCAGGGACUCAUCAAUCGCUUUGCUUGUGAUUCUUCAUUGUGACUUCCUUCAGGUGAGGAGAGCGCCAGGCUGCGCGGCGAGCGGCUAGAAAUCGGUGGCAAGGCGCUCCUGAUGAAGGCCAAAGAUGACUUCUGCCUCUUUGUCUUCUCCGCGGCGAGAAAGGCGGACUUCAAAGCCAUUAAGAAGAUCUUGGGCGUCAAGUCGCUGAGGUUGGCCACGGCAGAGGAGCUUCUUGACUUGACGAGGGAGGCGGACAGCCCCGAUGGGAGUGGAUGUGUCCCGGGCAGCGUGCCGCCCUUUGGGAUGCCGAUACUGCCGUUCAGACUCUUUGUGGACCCGUCGGUGAGUCAACACACACAUGCCAUGGCACACACUGACUGCCACGUGCGUGCAUGCCGGCUGCACUGCAUGGCACACCGGGCUGGCUGUGGGUGUGAGUGGUGUGUAGGUGAAGGAGAACAGUCAGAUUGCGUUCAACGCUGGCAGCCUGACUCACAGCCUGAAGCUCUCAACGACAGACUAUCUUGGUGUGUGUGGGGCUGAGAGAGUAUUCUCAUUCACGGCAGCCCAAGACACACCGCCACAGGGGGAGGGCGGAUGAGACAGGCUGACUGGCUGAUGCG
Molecule: messenger RNA, 767 nt
Organism: Vitrella brassicaformis
Lineage: Eukaryota; Vitrellaceae
Source: the annotation of a GenBank genome assembly